GUGGCCACAAGGUACUGGUUCAAGUACAGUCAGUCCCUGGAUAACCUCAGGUGAGAGAGAAAGCUGACGUUCCUUUGCAGUUCAUCGUCAGAUCCUACACAAAAAUACGAUUUUCUUUAACUGCCUCAUUUUCACUAACUGACAAAUGCAGGGAAAGUAUGCAAGCAAGAUGCCUUCAGGUACUGCCUUUGUUUUACUGCUGACACUCCAGAGUCUCCAGCUGGUGUCCACUCAAACUGCUAAUCCAGGGAAUGAAGAAACAACUUCUUUACUAUUCAGUGGGAUACCUGAUGAUUGGGAAAGAGGAAAUGGUGUUAGCUUACAUGAUGAAGAUAAUGGGAUUUCGUCAGGCUCCAUGAUAUCUAGUGGGGAUUAUGAAUAUCAAGCUUUCAACCAGACUGUCAUUGCAGUAACAGGACAAUAUGAUGAUAACACGAGUACAACCGCAUCACCUCAGACUACAGUCAACGUCAACGAUAACACAUCGAGCCUGCAAAAUGACACGAGCAUUCCUUUCACACAGAACCCAUCACUGGAACCUGCAACCACCAAUGACAGCAAUGUAAACCUCACAGAGACCAACACCACAACUCCAAGUCCUGGGAAUUCUACCACUGCUAUUACAGUUGCUAUUACAAAUGCUACUUCCACUGCUGCUUUUAACAUCACUCAGAAUUCAACAUCAGAAGUCAGCGAGAACUUUACAACUACAAGUCCACCACAAGUUUCAAAUUACACAAACUCCCCUAGUGAGAAUGUAACAAAUACGACCGUCUCUACAACCUCUACAAAUAUGACCGUCUCUACAACCUCUACAAAUAUGACCACCUCUACUACCAUGCAGACCAGUGUAUACACCACAGAAAUGAACAUAACUGGGGGAUCGCUUGAUUUCAUAGGGAAUAUGGAUAGAGGUCUGGCUUCAGAUAAUCAACAGCAAAGCAAAACUCAUGCAUGGGGAGCCAUUCUGGGUAUUGGUGUUGGAGUGGCAAUUGUUGCCAUGGUGAUCUUUAUCAUUGUGAAACGAAGGAACUACAGAGACUUCUCACACAGGAAACUGGUGGAAGAUUUUCCAUCUGAACCAGUUCUGAGAUUAGAGAACAGUGAGCCCCUGGAUUUGAAAUUUGAUGGAUGUGCAUACUACAAUCCUGGACUACAAGGAGACAACAUUCAAAUGACUAACUUUCCACAAGGACACACUAAGUAAAAAAUAUUCCAUGCCAAAAAGACUAUUAUCAUGAAUUUCAUUUCUUCUGUAUUUUGCUGAUGUAUGCAAAGGAUCCUGAUCAAGACAAAGAGAAGGAAAUUGCCAAAAUAACUUUAUCAUAGAUGAGCUAAGGUCCAAAGCUUAUAAGGUAUUUUUUUCUUUUAGACAGAGGUCAGGUAAAGUGCUGGAAAGAACAUAUCAAUAAAUGUUGAAUUUAUAGAUUAGCUGUUUUACUUCAUACAUGGGGAUGAUGCACAGCCUUCAUCCUAUAUAAUAAUGAUUAAAAUAGUUGAAACUGAAGAUAGAAAUUGGUUUGGUAUCCCUGCUUAUUCCACUAUAAGAUGUAUUAUAUGCAACUUUGUAAUAUUGUUAGAAUUAAAACUAAUAUAUAUAAAACUAAUAUAUAUAAACAUGAAUAAUGUUAAGAUUUAAGGAUUACAUAUGUCUGUAUAUAUUAUACAUUUGUAAAAAUCACCUCAAGAAUCGAAUA
Molecule: messenger RNA, 1697 nt
Organism: Tachysurus vachellii
Lineage: Eukaryota; Metazoa; Chordata; Actinopteri; Siluriformes; Bagridae
Gene: muc15
Product: mucin 15, cell surface associated
Exons: 4
Coding region: 146-1207 (353 amino acids)
Source: RefSeq, a predicted model, not a curated record